Molecule: messenger RNA, 717 nt
Organism: Verticillium dahliae VdLs.17
Lineage: Eukaryota; Fungi; Ascomycota; Sordariomycetes; Glomerellales; Plectosphaerellaceae
Exons: 1
Coding region: 1-717 (238 amino acids)
Source: RefSeq, a predicted model, not a curated record
AUGUCCAAGACAGUCGCCUUCCUCGGCGCCUCCUCCGGCGUCGGCCUCGCCACCCUCCGCGCAACCCUCGCCGCAGGCCACCGCGCCAACGCCCUUUGCCGCACCCCCGCCAACCUCACAGCCCAUCUACCCCUCGACGCGCACCCAAACCUCCGCAUCGUCGCCGGCAACGCGCACGACGCCGCCGCCGUAGCGCAAAUCCUCCGAAAAGACGCCACGCACCUCGUCGACACAAUCAUCUUCACCAUCGGCGCCCGCAUGAAGGGCCUCUCCUUCGAGGACCCCCACGUCUGCGAAAACGGCAUCAAGGCCCUGCUCGACGCCCUGACGCGCCUGCGUGCCGACGGCCUCGACGGCCGCCCGCGCAUAGUCGUCUGUAGCACCACCGGCAUCUCGCGCCACGGCCGCGACGUGCCCCUGCUUAUGGUGCCGCUGUAUCGCCUGACCCUCGCCGUGCCCCAUGUCGACAAGCGGGCCAUGGAGGUGCUGCUCGAGGGCAGCGGCGAGGACUUUACUGUGGUGCGGUGCAGCCUAUUUGUGGGCGCCGCGUCCGAUGCGACGAUUCGCGUCGGCGUCGAGGAUCCUGUUGCUGGCACCGAGUCGACGGCUAUUGGGUACACCAUCUCGCGCGAUGAUGCCGGCAGGUGGUUUGCUGAGAACCUGGUGAAGCAGGACGGCGCUAAGUUCCUCAACAAGAUUGCGACCAUCACAUACUGA